AUGAUCUCCAGGUUAGGAUUUUUGGUGUACUUAAUGCGGCUGGUAGCCGCAGACUUCGGCGGCUAUGCCAGCUUUGAUGAUUAUUACGAGAUGGUUGUGGAUAAUAUUACCUCUUCGCAGAAUUAUACCGUGCCGAGGGACAAUAGCGAAUUACUUAAUGUCACCGAUACGGUAAUCCACGAUUAUGGAACUUACGACUUCAUCAUAGUUGGAGGUGGUUCGGCUGGGGCAGUUUUAGCAAGUCGCCUUACAGAGAUUAACGAAUGGAACGUUCUAUUAUUGGAAGCCGGAGGUGAUGAUAAUGACUUUAACGUAAUUCCAUCAAUGGCGAGUUAUUUAUUUAACUCUGACAUGAACUGGGCACAUUUAAGUACUCCACAGGACAACCUAUGCCAAGGAUUUGGAACUGGCAAUCGCUGCACGCAUCACGCAGGAAAGGUGAUCGGUGGAUCAAGCUCCAUUAAUGGAUUGUUUUAUACUAGGGGUAACCCGUUAAAUUUCGACCAAUGGGCGGAAUUGGGAAAUCCGGGAUGGUCUUACGAAGAAGUACUGCCCUACUUUAAAAAGUCUGAAAACGUUGCGUUUGAAGUCGAUGAUGAGGAUUACCAUGGCCGCGAAGGUCCCUUGGUCGUCAAUGUUACUGGCGAGACGCCUGGAUUAGACGAAGUAUUCUUCGAAGCGUUCGCAGAACUUGGAGUGGAAAAAGUCGACUACAAUGGAAAACAACAGCUUGGAGUCUCGAAAGUACAGUACACCCUAAACAAUAACCAGAGAGCGAGCACUGCUAGAGCUUUCCUAGAUCCUGUACUGGAGCGAACCAACCUAGCGGUCAGUUUGCGUAGUUUCGUCACUAAGCUAUACGUCGACAACUCUACUAAAACGGUGUACGGAUUGGAGUUUGUGAAAAAUGGAAAGCGUUUCUUUAGCGCUGCAACGAAAGAAGUGAUCCUCUCGGCUGGCGUGAUCGGUUCGCCGCAGAUUUUGAUGUUGUCCGGAAUAGGACCGAGCGAUCAUUUAAAUGAUUUGGGCAUUGAAGUGGUCGAAGAUUUACCAGUAGGCAAUACUUUCCAAGACCAGGUUACAUAUCUCACUUUAAAAUUCAGAACCAACCACACAUUUUUCAACAUAUCGUUGAGGGAGCAACUACAACUCUACCUUGACGACCAACGACCCUUAACGGCGCUCUCUGAUAUCGUGGCUUUCAUAAAUCCAGAUGAGACGACUUCCUCUCGCCCAGAGAUCGAAAUCUACACCGUUGUGACUGCGCCUACCUUGAAUAGCAAUCUUUCGCAAGAUCUGGACGUAGUGCACGACAUCAGAGUUUUCGUAUGCUUAUUGAACCCGAUAUCCAAAGGAACACUACGGCUCCGAUCUAAAGAUCCCAUCGAUAGACCAUUGAUCGAUCCAAACUACCUAGGCGACGCUCAAGGACAAGAC
Molecule: messenger RNA, 1437 nt
Organism: Cylas formicarius (sweet potato weevil)
Lineage: Eukaryota; Metazoa; Arthropoda; Insecta; Coleoptera; Brentidae
Product: glucose dehydrogenase [FAD, quinone]-like
Exons: 6
Molecular function (GO): oxidoreductase activity, acting on CH-OH group of donors; flavin adenine dinucleotide binding
Source: RefSeq, a predicted model, not a curated record